ACCACACUGGGCAUCCAUUCAGAAGGUGUUUGGUUCUCGCUGCUCGUUUCCAAGCGAAUUGCUAAAUCAACCGUCAUGCGUUCACUCGUAUUACUUUCGUGGUGCUUCUGCCUGUUUGCAGCCGUUUCUUCACAGAACGUGGGCACUCAGGCCGCAGAAGAGCCGCUCAACUUGCCCAUCUCCGUCUGCACAGCUCCUGGCAAUUGCCAGACAGAAGCCGAUGCUGUCGUCCUCGACGCCAACUGGCGCUGGGCCCAUACGGUCAGCGGCUACACCAACUGCUACACCGGCAAUCUCUGGGACACUUCUCUCUGCCCGACCCCGGAAACUUGCACCACUAACUGCGCAAUAGAUGGAGUCCCGACGGCCGACUGGUCCGGCACUUAUGGCGGUAGCGUCAGUGGUAAUAAACUCAGUUUGAAAUUCGUCACCCAAGGACCCUACAGCAAGAACGUUGGUUCCAGGACCUACUUGCUCGACUCUUCCAAAAAUCGGUACCGCAUGUUCCAGCUUUUGAACAGAGAAUUCACUUAUGACGUCGAUGUUUCCUCACUGGAUUGCGGAUUGAACGGAGCUCUCUAUUUCGUAUCCAUGGAUGCUGAUGGAGGAGCGUCCAAAUACUCUACCAACAAGGGCGGAGCCAAGUACGGUACCGGCUACUGUGACGCCCAGUGCCCACACGACAUCAAAUGGAUCAACGGAUUGGCCAACUCAAAGGACUGGGUCCCCAGCUCCAAUGAUGCCAACUCCGGCAAGGGAUAUUAUGGUAACUGUUGCGCCGAGCUGGACAUUUGGGAGGCUAACAAACAGAGCCAGGCUUUCACUACCCAUCCGUGCAUCCCCAAUGACCAGACCCGAUGUGAAGGCGUCGUUUGCGGUGACAACGACUCCGGAGACAGAUACAACGGCAUGUGCGACAAGGACGGAUGCGAUUUCGCUUCGUACCGUUUGAACGACCAAACCUUCUACGGACCCGGAAGCAAUUUCAAGUUGGAUUCCACCAAGCCUUUCACCGUUGUUUCCCAAUUCCUGACCACUGACGGAACUGACAACGGAGAUUUCAAGGAAUUCCGUCGUUUCUACGUCCAGAAUGGAGUGAGGAUUGAAAACUCCAAGGUGAACUUCCCUGGCAUCACUGCCUACGAUUCAAUCACCGACGAGAUGUGCGCUGCCACCAAGGGACUGUUUGGUGAUUUGGAUGACCACAAGAACAAGGGUGGCAUGAAACAGAUGGGCGAGGCCAUGAGAAAGGGCAUGGUGCUUGUCAUGUCCAUCUGGGAUGAUCACGAUGUCAACAUGCUCUGGCUGGACAGCAACUACCCGCCCACUGGAGACCCCAGCACGCCCGGAGUCGCCCGUGGCCCGUGCCCGACCACUUCGGGUGUCCCGUCCGAAGUAGAAGUAACCCAAGCCAACGCUGUGGUCAGUUUCGGCAACUUCAAAUUCGGACCCAUCGGUUCUACUGUCUAAAUUUGGAAAAAGUUAGAGAGUUAGAGUUACAGGAGAAAAAAACAAUUUUGAAAUCGGCUUUCUUUCUAUGCAUAUGAAAAAGAAAAUUCCAAAUAAAAUGAGCAUCCACGAUUUUAUUACUUU
This is a messenger RNA of Daphnia pulicaria, 1593 nucleotides long. Its product is annotated as 1,4-beta-D-glucan cellobiohydrolase B-like. Gene Ontology annotation, biological process: carbohydrate metabolic process. The transcript is spliced from 6 exons. The coding region runs from base 76 to 1470 and encodes 464 amino acids. Gene Ontology annotation, molecular function: hydrolase activity, hydrolyzing O-glycosyl compounds. The record is from RefSeq and is a predicted model, not a curated record. NCBI's taxonomy places the organism in Eukaryota, Metazoa, Arthropoda, Branchiopoda, Diplostraca, Daphniidae.